AUGGCUGAAAAGAAAAACCCAGUAUGGCAGCAUUUUACGGACACAGAGCCAGCUACAAGUAAGGUGAUCUGCAAGCUCUGUAAGGUACAUGUGAGCUUGGGAUCUGCAAAGAGCAAACAUAAAAACACCACAAACCUCUGGAAUCACCUGAGAGUACAUCAUCUCCAGGCUUACAAUGAUGCUCAGCAACAAAAAGCUCCAGCAGCUGCAGUGUCUACAUCCACUUCCCAACCUCAUCAGCCAACCGUAACAGAUAUGUUUGAUGCCCAUCGGAAAUGGCAAAAUUCAGACACCAGAUCAAAGAAAAUAGACACAUUAAUAACAGAAAUGAUUGCCACAGACAAUCUGCCAUUCGCUUGUGUUUCAUGUGUUGGAUUCCAGAGGCUGGUGGCUGCAAUGGAGCCCAGGUACAAAUUAAAAUCGGAGAAGCACUACCGCACCGACAUGCUUGAGGACAUAGUUGGAAAAGUGGAGAGAAAAGUCAAAGCACUAAUUUCAGAGGAGGCUGGCCCUUUUUUGUCCUUCACUACAGACUGUUGGUCUGGGGACACUGAGGCUCUCAUGAGUCUAACAUGCCAUUUCAUUGACCACAACUGGGACAGGAAGCAAGUCCUCCUAAAUGCAAAAACAAUGUUAGGCUCCCACACAGGGGAGUAUAUUGGUGACAUGUUCAUCAGUCUGCUGGUGCACUGGGACAUCAGCCAUGACAGGGUUGUACUUGUUCUCCGUGACAGUGGGGCAAACAUGGUCAAAGGUCUCAGACUGGCGGAAAUACCUGAUCUCAGCUGCAGCGCACACACCAUACAGCUUGUGGUGAAUGAUGGCAUCAACAGUCAGCGAGUAGUGCUGGACAUUAAUGCCAAAUUAAAGAACAUCGGCAAACAUUUCAACCACUCUGUUCUUGCAAAGCAGAAGCUUAAAAAAAUUCAACAAGAACUUGGCCUACCAGAGCACAGCAUCCUCCAGUCUGAACCCACUCGCUGGAACUCCACGCUUCAUAUGAUGCAGAGAAUGGUGGAGCAGAAGAGAGCUCUGAACAACUACGCUCGAGAGUAUGGAAAAAUUGCCACUCUAUCCCCUGAUCAAUGGGACAUAGCUUCCAAUUUAAUUGAUACAUUGGAGCCUAUGGAGGAAGUCACCCUUGAGGUGAGCAAGUCAGAGGCUUCCAUCUCCUGCGUCAUUCCGAGCAUUGCUGUGCUGAAGAUGAUUCUUCAGACAGAGGGGCCAAACACAAUUGGGAUCAAAACUCUGCGAGAGUCAAUGCUGCAAAGCUUACAGAGAAGAUUCCAAAAGAUGGAGGACACACAAUGUCUAGUGCUCGCAACACUCCUGGACCCUCGCUAUAAGGGCCAUGUCUUUUCAGAGGGCACACUUGAUAAAGCAAAAAGGUGGAUAAAGGAGGAGCAUGCUGUUGUGUCUGAACAGCUGAAGAUGGCCACAAGUGCAGAAGAAGGACUACACUCGAAACAGAGAAGGGUGGAAGUUGAGGAAGUACCUGGUCCCUCCAGUGUCAUUGACCAAAUGUAUGCCAACAUCUUGGGACCUCAUGGAUCUCCUACUCAGGAGAGUGAUGAAGACCACCUUAUAUCUGACCAGCUGCAGCACUACCUCCAGGAGCAAUCGCUCUCGUCUGGCGUGGGAGGUGGAGACAGUUCUCCCUCAGGACCGAGUCUACUGCCCCAGAACCAGGUUACGACCAGGACUUUAAUCAGUGCCUCAUUACCUGAUCCCGAUCAGCUGUCUGGCCUCCGGCUGAGCCACUCCUACCACUCCAGCAGCCGGGGUCCUAACCACACCCCGCUGCCACAGAAGCAUUACAUCCACUCUCUGAAUCUCUCUCCUCUCAGCAGAACAAGAGCGUAUGAAACUGAGACUGGAGCUGUACCAACCAUCACUUCCUACACAGCUAGCGGCUCCUUUAACGGCCUCCAGCGGGCCUUCAAGUGUCGACCAUGA
Molecule: messenger RNA, 1956 nt
Organism: Eleginops maclovinus (Patagonian blennie)
Lineage: Eukaryota; Metazoa; Chordata; Actinopteri; Perciformes; Eleginopidae
Product: zinc finger BED domain-containing protein 4-like
Exons: 3
Coding region: 1-1956 (651 amino acids)
Molecular function (GO): DNA binding
Source: RefSeq, a predicted model, not a curated record